AACUGAAAAGUGUACGCUUAGAAACAGCCCCUCCCCCUACUCACAAAAUAAUGGACAUCAUCUCUUGCUUCAGACUGGGACAAGCUCUGCGCCAUGGUGAUACUGACAGCUUCCUAGCAGCUUAUGACUCUUUGCUAGACUCCCUGGACCCAUCAGCAGGCAUACAGUUGACAACAGCUAAAGAGUGUGCUAGGCAAAUAUCAGAGCUACCAGAUGAUGACUUUGCUGUAUUGCAAUCCUCUGUAAGCACGUGUGAAGUGUCCAUAUCCACUGAAGAGGCUGUAGUGAUACAGUUGCAGUCACUACUGGAGGAGCUGGCCUGUGGCGAUGGAGAGGGAGGCGUGACCACUACUGAGUUACAUGGUGACAAUGUUAUAGAGUUACAUAGUGACGGGAGCCCCAAUCCUACCUCCAAUCAAUGUGAUGAGAAACAGACGUCAAGUGGUGAUAUAUUGCAAGACCACCCACCCCAAGAUCAAACAAUAUCCACCCCACAGUGUACAGCAGUGGAUAGCAGCACAGCCUCUAUACAGGGACCACAGUGUACAGCAGUGGAUAGCAGCACAGCCUCUAUACAGGGACCACAGUGUACAGCAGUGGAUAGCAGCACAGCGUCUAUACAGGGACCACAGUGUACAGCAGUGGAUAGCAGCACAGCGUCUAUACAGGGACCACAGUGUACAGCAGUGGAUAGCAGCACAGCGUCUAUACAGGGACCACAGUGUACAGCAGUGGAUAGCAGCACAGCCUCUAUACAGGGACCACAGUGUACAGCAGUGGAUAGCAGCACAGCGUCUAUACAGGGACCACAGUGUACAGCAGUGGAUAGCAGCACAGCCUCUAGCUCUGUAGAGGGUCUCUGCAGAGAGAACAUAAGCAGAGAAGGUUAUACAAUCGUACGCAGGAGGAGAAACAAACAAUCUAAGAGUGUGUGUCCACCCAAUGUCUACCAGAGCCAGCCCUCAAAGAGAGGGAGAGGAGGACACAAGAAUAACUAUAAUGGGAGACAGAACGACAGUCGUCAUGGCUACACUUCUGGUUACUGUGGCAACAAGGAGCGGCAUGUGAGAGGGAGGAGGGAGCGUGGCAGUAUGGCUGAAUGUACCUCCUACAAUCAUGCCGAGGUGGUCUCAUUCUUACUACAAGGUUGGCAGUCGGCUCAGAGGGAACUACUCACCUCCACUCAUUAACUAUAAUUAUCAUUAUAAUAUUAUUCACUGUAUCAAACAUAAUAAACAUUAAUUAAAGUAAA
Halichondria panicea is the source of this 1252-nucleotide messenger RNA. RefSeq names its product serine-rich adhesin for platelets-like. The coding region runs from base 51 to 1190 and encodes 379 amino acids. The record is from RefSeq and is a predicted model, not a curated record. NCBI's taxonomy places the organism in Eukaryota, Metazoa, Porifera, Demospongiae, Suberitida, Halichondriidae. The transcript has 3 exons.